Molecule: messenger RNA, 1578 nt
Organism: Aspergillus pseudoviridinutans
Lineage: Eukaryota; Fungi; Ascomycota; Eurotiomycetes; Eurotiales; Aspergillaceae
Product: cytochrome P450
Exons: 6
Coding region: 1-1578 (525 amino acids)
Molecular function (GO): oxidoreductase activity, acting on paired donors, with incorporation or reduction of molecular oxygen; monooxygenase activity; iron ion binding
Source: RefSeq, a predicted model, not a curated record
AUGAUCGACUCUCAAGUGGUUUCGACUUUCGCUGUCAAGGGACUCUUACUGGGGCUCCUUGCGCUGAGCUGCACCGCAGCGGGAAUUUUCGUUCAUCGACUCUUCUUCCACCCGCUGGCAAAGUAUCCCGGUCCCUGGUUUGCAAAGAUCACCACUCUUUAUGCUGGCUAUCAUGCAUGGCGGGGUGAUCUGCAUAUUGAUAUGUGGAGAUGCCACGAGAAGUACGGUGAUUUUGUCAGAUAUGGACCAAAUAGUCUCCUCGUCAACACAGCAGCUGGACUACAAGAUAUCUACGGACAUGGGAAGAACUUCAAAAAGGCUCAGCGCUAUGCCGCCAUGGUACAUCGGGCUCCGAACACAUUGACCGUCAUCGACAAGAAGAAGCAUGGCAAGAAGCGAAGAGUCAUCAGUCAGGGCUUCUCUGAUGCAGCUCUCAAAAGUCACGAGCUUGUUAUCCUGGAACAGAUAAAACACUUGUGCACUCAGCUGAAGGCAGGCAAGGGAGGUCAGGCUGUCCCUGUCGGCGUGUGGUCGACCCCGAAGAAUAUGGGUAGAAUGACCGACUACUUUGCCUUUGAUGUGAUGAGCAACAUUAUCUUUGGUGUGCCGUGGUCAACCUUGCGCUCUCCCACAUACCGGUUCGUCCCCGAGGUCAUUGAGAAGUCCAACGUUCGAGUCGGUACUCUGGCUCAAUCGCCCGGGCUCAGUCUUUUCCGCCUAGACAAGUACCUCUUCCCCGAAGCCAUCAAGGCACGAGAUAUCUUUAUCAAAUUUGUCGACGAGAUGCUCACCCAAGGCAUCCAAGCGGCAGCCAAGACGGGCAAGGGAGUCUUCGCCACCCUGGCCAAUGCCAAAGAUCCCGAGACUGGUCUUCCGCUGCGAAACAGAGAACUGGGCGGCGAGAGCGCUACUCUGAUCGUUGCUGGGACCGAUACUACAUCCACCGCCAUGGCGGCAUGCUUCUUCUAUCUGUCACACAACCGGGCUGCCUAUGAACGUGCCGCAGCCGAAGUGCGCAACGCCUUCCAGUCCUCCGACGAGAUCCGUAUGGGUGCUCAAAUGAACCAGUGCACUUUCCUGCGGGCCUGUAUCGACGAGAGUAUGCGCAUGUCCCCUUCUGCUGCUAGCUCACUCUGGCGUGAGGCCGAGGAGGCCGGUGCUACCGUGGACGGUCAGUACAUCCCUCCUGGAGUGGAUGCUGGCACAUGUAUCUACAGCAUACACCACAACCCUUCCUAUUACCCCCAGCCCUUCAGCUUUAAGCCAGAGCGCUGGAUCGCCAGCGAGUGCCGCGCGGUGCAAGGGGAUGUCGGUCUGGCUCGCUCUGCCUUCAAUCCCUUUUCUAUCGGGCCACGCAGUUGCAUUGGCAAGAGCCUUGCAUAUGUGGAGCUUCACCUCGCUCUGGCUAAUGUUCUCUGGGCUUUCGAUCUCCGCUUGGCGUCCGGAGACCUGGGUAAGAUGGGUGAGGGUACGGAAGAUGCAGAGUACGGCCGUCAUCGGGUCGAUGAAUACCAGCUCUGGGAUCACUUGACCGCUGCUAAGCAAGGCCCUUACCUUGAAUUUAGUCCUAGAGUCUAG